GGUUAAAGGUUUCUCCCGGUGCCGAGGGGGGAGCCAAGGAGGCUCCCAGCAGAACAAUGGCGUGCCAAGCGCAUAAUUAAGCCCUGCUGAUAUUUGCAGAGAUCACAUGACGUGCUGUUUGCUUAGUAAAUUGGGAGGUACCGGAGCACCACAGAAAGUUCUGGGGCUCGGAGCCCGACUUGCCCACGUGGCACAAUGGCCGGCUGUGUGGCGCCCCGGGCAGUGCUCUUGGCUGCGGUUCUAGGGGGCACAUUGGGCUGUACCAGUAGCUGUACCUGCAGGGGGGGCAGAACGGACUGUACCAAUAAGGGGCUUUACUUCAUCCCCAGGGAUAUGGAGGGAGACUCCCACACGGUGCUGCUGGGCUACAACCACAUCGGCGCCAUCACUGGGCUGUGCCUGCAGCGGUACCGGCGGAUGGAGCAUCUGGACCUGCGCAGCAACCGCAUCUCCACCAUCCACAGCCGAGCCUUCCGGUACCAGCAGAACCUCACCUACCUGGACCUGAGCGCCAACCAGCUGGCCACCAUCCCGGCCGAGCUCUUCCGGCCCCUGGCCAACCUGCUCACAUUGGACCUGGGCAACAACCGGAUCUCGGAGCUGCCUGGCAGUGCCCUGGACUCCUCGCUCGCCCUAGAUACCCUCUAUUUGCAUAAUAAUGCCCUGACGGGCUUAGCCGGCCCACUCCUGGGCAACCUGGGCAACCUGAGGCACCUGCGGCUGGACGGGAACCCUUGGGCCUGUACGUGCCAGAUCCAAACGCUGCUGAACUGGAUCAAACAGAACCCGGAGAGAUUAGAAGAGCGGGACAGAACACUGUGUGGGUUCCCGGGGUAUCUGGACCAGUACCCGCUGCUGGGGAUACAAGGGGACUCCUUCCGGCAGUGCCAGAACCUUCUCUCUCUCUCGGCCCAAUUGUAUUUCCUCUGCAUUGGGCUCACUCUGUGUAUUGGGAGCAUCGGCCUCUGCUUCGCCAUUGGCUCCCUGGUGGUCACGUGCCAACACUUCCAGCACUGGCGGAAAGCGAGGCCCCACAUGUACCGGAAAAGCAUUGUGACCCGGAGGGAUGCCAUUAUCUACGGGCACCAACUGCCUGAGUGCAGAACCUGACUGGUACUGGUGCCAAGAGACUGGCCAGUCGGGGGGUUUGUUAUUGGACUGGGGGAGAAACCAUUAGGCGGGGGGGAUUGGUGCCAAGAGACUGGCCAGUCGGGGGGUUGUUAUUGGACUGGGGGGAAACCAUUAGGCGGGGGGGAUUGGUGCCAAGAGACUGGCCAGUCGGGGGGUUUGUUAUUGGACUGGGGGA
This is a messenger RNA of Xenopus tropicalis (tropical clawed frog), 1306 nucleotides long. RefSeq names its product leucine rich repeat containing 26 (gene lrrc26). The transcript has 2 exons. NCBI's taxonomy places the organism in Eukaryota, Metazoa, Chordata, Amphibia, Anura, Pipidae. The coding region runs from base 196 to 1110 and encodes 304 amino acids. Gene Ontology annotation, cellular component: membrane. The record is from RefSeq and is a predicted model, not a curated record.